Ictalurus furcatus (blue catfish) is the source of this 4515-nucleotide messenger RNA. RefSeq names its product docking protein 4 (gene dok4). Gene Ontology annotation, cellular component: cytoplasm. The record is from RefSeq and is a predicted model, not a curated record. Gene Ontology annotation, biological process: cell surface receptor protein tyrosine kinase signaling pathway; positive regulation of MAPK cascade. The transcript has 9 exons. Bases 1233 to 2396 code for a protein of 387 amino acids. NCBI's taxonomy places the organism in Eukaryota, Metazoa, Chordata, Actinopteri, Siluriformes, Ictaluridae.
UUUAAGAUUACGAUCAUUUUUUUUUUUUUUUUUUUUUUUUUUAAGACGUUCUUGUUCUAUAAAUAUUCCUCUUCUGUUGGCAGGACUUUUUUUUUUUUUUUUUUCAUUUAAAGUUUUUAAUUUCUAGAAAUAGCAACGUCAUGUCAGCAAGUGAAAAUGUCCCCGUCGAAUAUAGCCCGAAUGUUUGGAAUAUUUCAUAUUAUUAUGUCACGGUAAACCAGAUAUCCGAUUAUUAACCCUAUGUGCGAACGCUUUCACUAGUUUGAAAGUUCUCAUUCUAUCGGCAGAUCACUGGGCUUCAUUUCAAGAGAUAAAUGCUACAGCGAUAUUAUUUGCCGAUAGAAGAAGACUAUUGCAAGCUUGAAACGAGUGAAAAUGCCUAGAGAUAGGUUUAAUAAUCGUAUACGUGCUUUGCCGUAAGCAUAUCGUUUGAAAUUCUAAACAGAUCGGACUACGUGCGAGGUAUUUGCGGUCGCUGAGACGUAAUGUUUUGCAGCGUAGGAUAAGAAAAAAAAAUGGAAGCUUGUGUAUUCAACGUGAACAAACAGGCAGAAUAAUGUUCUGUUUUAUUUAGAAUAAAUCCAUAACAAGAAAUAUUCGAAACAUUCGGAAAUAUUUGAAAUAUUUUUCACUUGCUAAGAAAUGAUUAUUUUGAGUUUUCCUGCGGAUUUUUAGUGGGAGGAGUAACGUUUCCUAGUAACCGGGUUGUCAGUGUAAGUUUUUAUGAGUGGAACUCAACGCCUUUGAUCACAGGGGCUGUUUCUAAAAUGUUGGCAUCCCUAAACGUCAUCCUACAUCUUAUGUCCCGCUGCCACCUCUAUAAGAGGGCAUGUUUCUGUGGUUGCCCCGCCCGUGAUGACAUCACAGCGUCCGAAGUUCGUUCGGUUUUAUUAUAUGAUCACGUAAAAAUCCCUCUCCAACAUUACCUCGAGUAUUGUAUCAUUAAUAAGUCGUAUAUUCUCAGGCCGCUCUGUCUCAAACGUCGUUUUUUCCGUUAGUGUGACUGUUGAUUAACGAGGAAAUUCUUUUUUUUACUGUCUGUAUUGAAGAUUUGCCGGAUCGGGUCUUUAUGGUUUGAGUAAGAAAAGGCUCGCUGCGCUUGAUUUAACCCUGUCAUAUUAAUGGUCCAGGCUGAAUUCCUGUAAGCUAUAAAAGUCAAGGCUAGUAGUCAGAUGAGUGAAGUCACAUGGUGCGCUCUGAAACGCAGCAUCUGGCGAGUCGAUAAAUAAUCUAUGAGAUCAUGCCGGAGCGAUGAGAGACUCGGAAGCUCGGCCGAACUGACGGCUUCGUCUGACACGUCUGAGAGAGCGAGAAGCGAGCGACGAGCCAAGCAGGAAGACAGACGAGGAGAAGAAGAAGAAAGUGAGAGACCGGAAGGAGGUGUUUGGUCGGAACAGAAAAGGCUGGAUGCCAGCAUCCAUCAGCUCCAGGAGCUCCCAGGUGCCUCAGACAUGGCCUCCAACUUCAACGACAUCGUCAAGCAGGGCUACGUGCGGAUGCGGAGCAGGAAGCUGGGGAUCUAUCGGCGCUGCUGGCUCGUGUUUAAGAAGUCCUCCAGCAAAGGGCCGCGCCGGUUGGAGAAGUACCCCGAUGAAAAAUCCGCCUUCAUCAGAGUCUGUCCGAAGGUGACGGAGAUCAGUAACGUUAAAAACGUGACGAGACUCCCGCGGGACACCAAGCGCCAGGCCGUGGCCAUCGUCUUCACUGACGACACGUCCCGCAUGUUCACCUGCGAGUCAGAGCUGGAGGCCGAGGAGUGGUUUAAGACUCUGACCAUCGAGUGUUUGGGUACGCGGCUGAACGACAUCAGUUUGGGAGAACCUGACCUUCUGGCGGCUGGAGUUCAGUGCGAGCACACGGAACGCUUUAACGUGUUCCUGCUGCCGUGUCCCAACCUGGACAUCUACGGAGAGUGCAUGAUGCAGAUCACCCACGAGAACAUCUACUUGUGGGACAUCCAUAAUCCUCGCACAAAGCUGGUCACGUGGCCGCUCUGCUCGCUGCGCCGCUACGGCCGGGACGCCACCCGCUUCACCUUCGAGGCCGGCAGAAUGUGUGACAGCGGUGAAGGACUGUACACGUUCCAGACACGAGAAGGUGAGCAGAUCUACCAAAGGGUUCACUCUUCCACACUAGCCAUCGCUGAGCAGCACAAGAAGGUCCUCAUGGAGAUGGAGAAGAACAGCAGGCUGUUAUCCCAAGGCUCAGACCCAGACUCCUACCCCUGCACACCUACAGCCAUCCUGCCUCGCAGUGCCUUCUGGCACCACAUCACAGGAUCGCAGGGGGCCGUGGACUCGAGUAACGGUGAGAUGUUCACGGCGUCUCAGUCGGGAGCCGAAUCGGACCUGUUCUCCGCGGAGCACCACAAACAUCCUGCACACUUCUCCACUUAACCCGGCCGACGAGGAGCUUCACGGACUCACCUUCAGGUUUCAGGCCUGAACCUUCCUCCGCACUGUCCUCUGCCCUCUUCACGUUUGCUUUCCCCGCGCCGGGGACAGAUCUGCAGUGCCCCGACGCCUGAGUCGGGCCCGGUGGCUGGAGACGUGUCCUGAGAGGGAAUGCACUGUGAAAUGUGAACUACGGAAUAUUUGGAUUUUUUUUUUUUUUCCCAACAGAACAAUAGCGGCGCACGUUUCUAGAAUUUCGUCGACCCUCUGAAAAUGGGGCGGGGCUCUAGGGUUAGAAAGAGCGCCACUGUAUGUCUCUCUCUCUCUCUCUAUGAUAUGCACAAUGAUCAGUAUCUCCGUCUCUGUCUGUGUGUCGUCGGUGCAUGUCCUCUUUGACUGUGGAGCGGUUUUGAGAUUAGUAGCAGGGCUGCGUUUCUUGUAGAUCACUUUGCUUACUGCCGAGGAUGAAUAGAAGAACGCGCAGAACUAGAGUAGGCUUCCGUUUGAACUGUAAAAUGGUUUGUGAGAUUCGCCUGAGAUGUAAGCUGAGGAGGUGGCAGAGGUUCACGAGGAAAACCCGCGGGUGCUUGGGACACUCGAGGAACCCCGGAACACACCACCUGUCACCACCUUCGGUGGUGUUUUCGGUUUUCUUUUUCACCGCUACGAGAUGGAUUCAUACCUUCUUCACGACCUUCUCCAGAAUGUGUCGCGUCACGUAUUUCCUGAAGCUGAUGACUUUACGAAGGAGAGCCGUCAAAAGAAACGAUCUUCUGAGGGUCACGGCUGCGAGAUCCGUCCUUAAUCGGUUCUCUGACGGCGAACCUGCGGGAUGAUGAGGAGGACUUACAUGAGAGAUUGGAUUUCUUUAUUUACGUGAAUCGACCAAGCACAACGUGAACGGGUUUGGGAUGCGCGUUAAAGGAAAACUCCACCCUGAAUCCCACCGUUCGCACCGGUAUUUAUUGACGCCUCGGUCUGCUUUCGCUUCAGGCGACGCUUCCCUGCCGAUAGUGCUGCGGUGAGAUUUAUCCCUGAAGAGAGCGAUGUAGCGGCACUUUAGUCCUUUAGUUCAGUCCCGCUCGCUCACCUCCUCGUCUGUACUCCCAGCUGAAACGGAUCAGCUGUACGGCCGUGUUGCAUUCUGGGACUUCGAGUCCUGUAUCUCCACUACGUCUAAGGAAAAUGUCCCUAAUGAAAACGAAGGAAAAAAUGUAACUAUUACACUCCAUUGUAAGUGCACAAGCAAUAACGAUGACAACAAGAACGCCCCCUGUGACAUCAGAGCGACACACAACCGCUAACUUCUCACAGGAAUAACAACAACAACAACAACAACAGAAUCACUAAACACACCGCUAAUAUCUCAUUCCAAACAUACUCCGUGUGUUUCAGGGUGGAGUUUAACUUCGACUAUAUCACCGCGCUCAUGCUCGUCACUCGAAAGUCCAUGAGUGGAUCCUACGCGCCUCGCUCUGUCCACCAUCGUCCGUUCCACCGCUAACAUUCUGAAUAAACGCUCACGUGCAGAUAUUUUCUUCCGGGUGGGAUUUGGGUUCUCCAGCCUUUAGGAGGUUUGUUCUCUUCAUGUUCCUGAAAUGUGUGGAACAGCCUUAUGUCUAAAUGUUUAAGUGCUUAUUCAAUGCUGGAGUCCAUAAACAUGCAUGCAAACGCACGCGCACACACACACACACACACACACACACACACAUAUAUAUAUGCACAUAAUGUUAUUUAUGUAAAACAAAUAAGGGCUAAAUUUAGAUGUUUGUCUUUUCCAGAGCUCUGCGCGCGCGCGCGCGUGUGUGUGUGUGUGUGUGUGUGUGUGUGUGUGUGUGUGUGUGUGUGUUAGCAGUCUUUGUCUCUCCACAAGGCACAUGUAUAUAAAUCUAUUUAUUUCCGAUGGAGUGAGUACUGUAUGUCAGUCAGCAGAAGGAGAAGGAGGCAGGCGCUGUUCGGUGUGUGUGAUUGUUUGUACGUCUGGUUAGAUGACAAUAAAAGCCAGAAGAUGGACUGCGUUAUAAAUUUCUCGGGCGUCCUGCGCAGUUCUUUGGGGAUAUUUUCCAUAAAGGGGGGAAGAAAAAAAAAACCCACAUCUAUGAGAAAUUUAUGAAUAUGUAAA